GUUGUGUCGUAUUUCCCUGCCUUGUCCUGAAACUGAAUCCACUCUACCAACUGUAAACGUUGAUUUCUUUAUGCUAUCUAGUGGUGGAGUGAGUUUGUACGACAAAUUCUUGAUCGGAAAAAGAUGGCGGCCAUUGCAGUGCCUUCACCGAAAUCUUCUCCAUUGACAUCCCGGGAGCUGAAUUCCAGUUUUGUUAGUGGGUCGCCGUUAAAGAGUGUGUGCUUUCCAGUGAUACCCAAUAGAAGGAAGGACAGAAAUGAAGUGAGUUUGGUCGUUGCUGCCGCCGCAGCUAGCGGCCAGGCUGGUCCUGGAGGGAGAUUUUACUUCAACUUCACUGGCUUUCCCUUCCCCCUUGGUCCUUUUCUCAACCGCCGUACUAUAAGAUACGAGGCUGUGAAGGAUAGCAUAUGGCUGUUUGAGCAAGAGCAAGCGCUGGGUUUCAGUAGUGUGUCAACAAACAUUCGAAUGACGGUUAUCAAGCUGAAGUCAGGGGGAUUAUGGGUUCAUGCCCCUAUUGCUCCAACCAAAGAGUGCAUCCAGCUUCUGAAAGAAUUAGGUGCUCCUGUGGAAUACAUAAUCCUACCUACAUUUGCAUAUGAGCAUAAAAUAUUUGUUGGUCCAUUUUCAAGAAAGUUUCCUAAAGCACAGGUGUGGGUGGCACCUAGGCAGUGGAGCUGGCCCUUGAAUUUGCCCCUCGAAUUUUUUGGGAUUUUUCGUGCCAAAACAUUGAAGGAUGAGGAUGCAUCUGCCCCAUGGGCUGAUGAAAUCGAACAGAAAGUUUUGAGCUCUCCUGAAGUUGGAAUUGGACCUUAUGUUGAGGUAGCAUUCUAUCAUAAGCGCACGAGGACACUACUAGUGACUGAUGCUGUAAUAUAUGUUCCUAGACAGCCUCCUGAAUGUAUUAGCAAAGACUCGUUACUAUCAUCUGCAAAGAAUGGCUUGGCUGUCAAAAUUCUAAGUAAAGGUAAAGAAGUCCCUGAUGAACCAGUUGUUGACAACAAGAUGAACAGACAAAAGGGAUGGGAAAGAAUGGUCCUUCAGAUCUUGUUUCUUGGCCCCUCAAAUCUGUUGGAGCCCAAUGCUAGCUUUUCUCAAAUGUCACAGAAGCUGAUCGUCUCGCCCAUUGUAAAGACUCUAGUCUUCAGCAAAGUUCCUGAAAAGGUCCAAGAUUGGAUUGAUCGAAUUGCACGGGACUGGAGGUUCAAGAGAAUAAUCCCCGCUCACUUUGCUGCCCCAAUUAAUGCGAGCAGAUCCGAGUUUUUAGCAGCAUUUGCCUUUCUCGAUGAUCUUUUGGGUGAACGCUAUGUUACACGCCCUUCCCUAUCCCUUCUUUUCACAUCACUUCUGGGAAAGGCUGCCAGUUAUUUCCCCCCAGACGACAUGAGGACCCUAUCAUCUCUCGAUCAGUUCUUGGUAUCAGUGGGAGCUGUGAAGAAGACCGUCUCAGGUCGUAAGAAGUGAUAAACACCAGUUACAAACUAAUGGUAAAUUUUGUAGAUAGCUUUAGUAUACUUGUUUGAACGUCACUACCAUCGUACGGAAAAUCUGGUAAAACAUAGCUGUUGCACCGGGACAGCAUGCUUAUUCAUUUUAAAGUGCCAGAAAAACAAUGGUGUAAACUGUAAAACCCACACAUCAGCUACUAAAUCUGAUACCCCUGUUUGUAUUCAUAAGCAAUUGAAAGCACAAUUUUUACAUUUAAAAAUAGUAUUGAUAUGAAACUUUGGAGCUUGUACUAA
This is a messenger RNA of Sesamum indicum (sesame), 1739 nucleotides long. RefSeq names its product lysine-tRNA ligase. Lineage: Eukaryota; Viridiplantae; Streptophyta; Magnoliopsida; Lamiales; Pedaliaceae. The record is from RefSeq and is a predicted model, not a curated record.